AGUUGGGAAAAGGCUAGGCCGAUGAUGAUGAAAAAUGAUUGAGUGAAGUCGCGUGUAUGAAGUUGUAAACAUGUCACUUGUUCAUAUGUGCUAGUGCCCUGUUUUGAGACUUCAUGAAUACCUUUACGUUUUUAAUUACUCGACGCGUCUAAUUGCAGGUCUUUCGCUUAAUUAAGAAAUCGGUAGAUUAUUAGAUUGAGUUACAUUUUUGUUUACAUCCAUUAACGAUUGACGCGUCAACGGCUGAAUCGGAACACGAUGGAAGCUGCUGUUGUAAUACUUCUACUAGCAAUACAUACAGAAUAUAUAUCACCAAGCGUCUUACCUUCAACUUGUAUGGAUUCCCAACUUGACAUCUCGAACGAAACCGAUGAGACAGAGGCUUACAAUCAAGAAGAAAGUCCUAUUGAUGAAGUAACAAUGAAUGAUUCAACGGACGAAAAAACAGAAAGCGAUAAUCCAAGUAUUUCAAGAGAAUUCGGUUUUGAUACUAACGUUGUUACCCAUAGAGAAGUCAAGAGGAACACAGCAACAGUCGCAAACGUGAAUAGUUAUAGACCAACUGCUUAUCCUGUUUUGUAUAAGAAGGUUGAUCCAAAGUUAAUUAUAACAUCUCCAUUUUACCCUAUUCCCCAAAGAAGGGUUGAUAAUAAAAAUGAAAAUGAAGACAUAGAUGAAAAAUUCGAUGAAACUAUUUCUGUAGACCUAUUCGAUUCUUCUAUUAAUCUAACUGAAAUAGCCGAUAAUAAUAAUAGUUUGGUUGAAAGCGCUGAAAAGUCCAAUGACACUGAUCUUUUUAACAUAAGAUGGUUAAGAGAGAAUUUAUUGCAUCAUUUGCUGGAUUAUUUCUUGAAUAUUUUAAAAGAUGAACAGCAUAAUGAGACUGUUAAUACUGAAGCUAAAGACCAUAUGAAAAUUGAGGAUAGGCUAAGAAACUAUUACGAUCCUAAUCAAAUAGAUUUAGUUGUCGAUGAAGAUGAAGAAUUUGAUUACGAUGAAGAUGUUAGUGACGACUUUCGGAGGAAAAACUAUAAAGACAAAAGUAAUCUUGAAAAACAGUUAGAAACCUCUGAAAAUGUUACAGAUAUAGAUUCAGAGACGAAGGCUGUUAAACAGACAUGGAAUAAUGAAGACGAUGAUGAAUUUAUCGGUCCUAAUACAUUUUUAGAUGAUUCAAUAGAACUUGUUAAGAAAGUUGAUGAUGAUAAUGAUAGUUCGUUGAAAACGACAACUGAUAUGUCCAUAUCUGAUGAUGGUAGUUCAGAUGAAGAAGUUACAAAGAUAUAUAGUGAUGUGAUAACAACGGAAGCAGCUGCAACAGUUAAUACAGAUGUCGCCACGGGUGACACAACGACAGAAUAUCAAAAUUUUGAAGAUGAAACAUCGACAAUAGAUCAAAUUGAUUACUAUUAUAACGAGGAAGAUGAGUAUCAGGAGACCGAGAAUUUUGACGAUAAUGAUGAUGAUGAGAAUAAAGAAGACAACACAACGGAAAAUUCUGAUGAAACUGUAGAAAUCGUUGCCGUUAACAAUGAUAAGAUUAAUGAUACAAAUACAACUAAUUUCAAAAUUGAUGAUUUUGAAAAUCAAGCUAAUAAAAAUAACAGCAUACAAUUUGUGGUACAUUUACAAAAUGUUGACAGUUCCCAAAUUGAUGGCAAAAGCCCCGUCAAUGCGUCACAAAUUUUGACAAUACUUAAAAAGAUUAAAGAUGAUUAUAAAAAUGGGAAUAAUACGCAUCAGGAUCACAAAGCCAAGUCCAAAGGCCACCAUUGUAAAAAUAAUAUUCUUUUUAAUUUGAAUAUAAAUCUUAUUUAGAAUGUUUUUAUUUAAUUACCCUUAAAUUUUCUAUUCCAUUCACAGAUGUUGUAAUUAUGGUUCAAUAUGGGUCUGACUAUAAUUAGUAGGUUUGUCUGACUGUCAAACAUCUGAGCGUGAUGUGUCUCGGGUUCGAUCCCCGCUUAAGACACUCAUUUUGAGUGAUCUACGUAUGCUUCUCCUGAGUUUGGGUGUCUUUGUGCAUGUGACUUGAAUUUUUG
Molecule: messenger RNA, 2039 nt
Organism: Trichoplusia ni (cabbage looper)
Lineage: Eukaryota; Metazoa; Arthropoda; Insecta; Lepidoptera; Noctuidae
Product: protein PFC0760c-like
Exons: 2
Coding region: 259-1818 (519 amino acids)
Source: RefSeq, a predicted model, not a curated record